Molecule: messenger RNA, 666 nt
Organism: Meriones unguiculatus (Mongolian gerbil)
Lineage: Eukaryota; Metazoa; Chordata; Mammalia; Rodentia; Muridae
Product: putative HTLV-1-related endogenous sequence
Exons: 1
Coding region: 1-666 (221 amino acids)
Source: RefSeq, a predicted model, not a curated record
AUGGCGCUGAGGGAGGAAACCGGGCCCCGCCGCCGGCCCCGCCCCGCCCCGGCGCGCCCCGCCCCGAGCGCGCCGCCGCUUCCCCGCCCGCGGCCCACUCACCCGAGACGCACCUCUCCGGCACCGCCUCGGUCACCCGGCCGGGCGCCUCGGGCGAGGAGGAGCGGCGAGGGGAGGCCGGCCCGGCCCGCUCGGGGCCCUGGGGCGUGGAGGAGCAGUCGCACUCCGCCGCCGCAACCGGGCCGUCCGCGGGGUUCCGCACCUGCCCCGCGGGGGCUGCGCAAGCUCAGCCCGGCCGGGGAGGGAGGCGGCCUUGGAGGAGGGCGGGCCCGCGAGGUCGGAGGUCACCCGCGAGGCAUCUCGGGACGGCGGCCGCCGCUGGACACGCUCGGCCGGGCCACCUGCGGCUCCAGCGCGGCCUGGGCGGAGGAAUCCGUGCAGGCGGCGCGCGAUUGGCUGUUCGCCGCGCUCGGCCCUGCGCGGGAUGCUUCCGCGCGCCGUCGCCGGGACGCGGGGACAGCGGCGGCACGCCUAGGUGCCCCCUCGUCUAAGUUUGGGGACUUAGAAGGCGCCGGUCCUCCCGCGGCCGCGGCUGCGCUCCUCUGGUCGCAGGCAGAGAGCAGGGAGGCUGCGCGCGUGGGCAGGUCACAGACUGGCAGCCCGUGA